AUGGCGCCGCUGUCGCCGUCCGCGGAGAAGGCGAAGCUUUCGCGCAUUCUCAACCCCGUGACGUAUCGCAAGGACGAUGACGGGAAAGAGGUCGUCUCCAUCGAGCUCGCGCGCAACCGCGCGAAGAGGCUGCGGCUGUACCAGUUCGACGCGGACGAGCGCGGCGUGUACAUCCCGUCGAGCAAGCGCCCGUUCUCGCUCCUCGCCCCGCACGAGCUCCUCGGCGAGCAGUCCCAAGGCCUCGGGCUGUACUUCGACACGUUCGCGCACUUCGCCGUUCUGAUGCUCGUGCUCUUCGUCGUCGUCGGCUGCUACGUCAUGGCGGACGCGCGCGAGCACAACGCGAUGUCCACCAACUUCAACGUCAGAGAGAUCACCUCGGCGGGCGCCGUCACCGAGGUGGCGUGCGAGCGCGUGCAGACGCCGUCGGACAUCCUGAAGACGUCGCACGGAUCGCGGUGCAACGACUGGAAGCUCGCGUCGUAUUACAACUGCCCGACCGACUGCGAAAUCACCGUGACGACCGCCGCGUCGUCCUCCGCAUCCGACCUGUGCGGGACGUACCUUCCGUGCACGCUGAGCGGCCUGAGCGCGGAGCAGGCGGGCAGGUGCUGCGCGGAGACGCUGCAGUCGAGCUUGAGGUUGGAUUCGAACGCGACGCCGACGGCGGUGUACGCGAUGCAGAUCGUCACGACGUUCAUAAUGAUCGUGUGGCAGUCGUUCUUUCAUCACCGGCAGCUCGUCAAGGCGAGGAAGGUGAACAAGCGCGCGCUCACGGUGGGGGACUACGCGGUGUACGUGCGCGGGUUGGGGCGGAACACGUACACGCGCGAGCAGGUGGCCGCGUUUUUCGCGCACUACGGCGAAGUCGCGAGCGUGUCGAUGACGACGACUCUGGGCAAAGUGUUACACAGCGAGAUGGUGUUAGCGAAGCAGCAGAGGCAUUUGCGCGAGAUCGAGGAGUGGAAGGCGUCGAGGAUGUCCGCGAAGUGGUCACACUUUUACGACAUUCGUUUGAUGAUGUUCAAGCUCACGCAGCUCGGCAGAGUGGACCCGAUGCGAGAGGAGGGCGUGGCGCGGUUGCGGGAAAAGAUUGAAGCGCGAGAGGCGGCUGUCUUCGAAGAGUUGGAGGACCCGGAAGCCUUUGCAAACUUGGGCGAGGCGUUCGUGACGUUCAACUACGAAGAACACGCGAACAACUGCCUCGACGACCACCACACGGAGGAGUUUUACGAGCUCGCGUCGAACUGCUUCGCGCGACGGGAGCGGCCGACGUUUGAGGGAAAAAAAAUCGGAGUGUAUCCGCCUCCGGAGCCGAGCGACGUCUAUUGGGAAAAUUUCGCGGGCAUGCGCGGAGGCGAGCGCAACGAGCGCGCGCUCUACGGCAACGCGACCAUCCUCCUCUCGCUCGGGGUCGCCUCUCUCAUCCAAUGGAUCAUGGAGACGCUGAGGCAGAAUUACCGGGUGGUCGCGUACGACAGGUACACGAUCGACAGGUUGGCCAACGGCGGCGACACGGACUGGACGCUUCAAAUCAGGCUGCGCGUCCUCUCCGCGCUCGCCUCGCUCGUGAUCAUCCUCAUGAACCUUCUGCUGACGCUCAUCGUGAAAGGCAUCGCGAAGUUCCGCAGAUUUCACACGCGAACGGACCGCGAGUGCUACUUGAUGUCGCGCCUGACCGUGAUCCACAUGGUGAACUGCCUCGUGAUUCCGAUUUUAAACUCUUCGUGCCCGCGGACGGACGACAGGCACGGCCGGUGCCUGUGGUACGCCCCCGGCGGCUUAGUCGAAGGCGCGUUCUGGCUCCAGUUCUUCAACGCGUUCGUCCCAGACCUCAUCUACGCGAUGGACAUCGGCGGACUCGUGAAGAAGCAGAUGGCGAAGCUCGCCAGGACGCAAGCCACCCUCGACGAGCUCAUCGUCCCGAGGUCGUUUUCGUUCGGCGAGAAGUACGCGGCGCUGUGCAAGACGAUCGCGCUCGCGCUCUUCUACGGGCCCGUUCUGCCGCUGUCGUACGUCCUCGCCGUGAGCGGGUUGUUCGUGUCGUACUGGGCGGACAAGUACUGGGUCUUGAGGGACCACAAGCGACCGGCGAAGCUGCGCAACGAGACGACGACGCAGCUCGUUCGCAUCCUCGCGGCGAUCAACCUGGCGCAGGUUCUCUUGAUGGGUUUAGGGUGGUACUACCACGGCGACGACGAUAACUUGUGGAUCUACGCCGUGACGAUGUGGGCGGCGUUUCAGAUCUUCCCAAUCAAGCGUCUGUUGGGGAUUCGAAGAGACGAAACUUUGGAGGACGGCGGGACGGAUCACACGUCGUAUUGGUUCAACAUGGGGCGGCGGGACGCGCACGGGAAGGAGAUGUCGGACUCGGGGACCAUGCGCGCGCCGGAGCACGUGCACGACGAGGCGGACGAAGAAGACGAGGCUCAGCUCGUGAAGGCGCCGAGCCUGAAGAAGAAGUGGGAGAGCUUGAGCCUCGACGUGGAGCUGCGUCUUCUCGGGGUCUCCAAGAACGAGCUCGACAGAGGCCGUCUGAAGAUGUACUGGCCCUACGUCCCGGUGAACGCGAGCAAAGCCACCGUGGACCGUCUCGUGGACAAGUACCACCUCUUCGACGAGAUAUAUCCCGCGAACCCGGAGCUCAUGGUGAACCAGAAGCUCGACACCGGCGGUCCGGAGUGGACGGCGCCGCCGGCGGUGCAGUUGCAGCUCAAACGGUCGUCGAAAAUCCUGAGGAACACGCCGUCGCGGAUCAAACGCGCGGCGGCGGCGUCCUCCACGCCGACGGCGAGCUCGCCGAGGGCGUGACGUCCGCGUCGAGCGACUUAUUACUUUAGUUAAGUUUACUUUUACA
Molecule: messenger RNA, 2857 nt
Organism: Micromonas pusilla CCMP1545
Lineage: Eukaryota; Viridiplantae; Chlorophyta; Mamiellophyceae; Mamiellales; Mamiellaceae
Exons: 2
Coding region: 1-2811 (936 amino acids)
Cellular component (GO): plasma membrane
Molecular function (GO): calcium-activated cation channel activity; nucleic acid binding
Source: RefSeq, a predicted model, not a curated record